This is a messenger RNA of Parastagonospora nodorum SN15, 1158 nucleotides long. RefSeq lists its product as hypothetical. Gene Ontology annotation, molecular function: GTP binding. Bases 1 to 1158 code for a protein of 385 amino acids. The record is from RefSeq and is a predicted model, not a curated record. The transcript has a single exon. Gene Ontology annotation, biological process: tRNA wobble uridine modification; tRNA methylation. Gene Ontology annotation, cellular component: cytoplasm; mitochondrion. NCBI's taxonomy places the organism in Eukaryota, Fungi, Ascomycota, Dothideomycetes, Pleosporales, Phaeosphaeriaceae.
AUGGAUUUGCCUCAAAUCGAGUCGCUCGGCGAGACACUAUCCGCAUCUACUGAGCAGCAGCGCAAGUUAUCUGUGCGCGGCACGACGUCGUCGCUAGCUGUUCGGUAUGAGCACUGGCGGCAGCUUCUGCUUGCGGCGCGGGGGGAAUUGGAGGCCUUGAUCGACUUCUCCGAGGACCAGCACUUCGAUGAAUCACCUGCCAUAUUAUGCGCCUCUGUCGCCGAACAGGUCCGAGCCUUGCGCACCCAAAUGGAGGCACACGUUGCGAAUGCCGUACGCGGAGAGUUGCUGCGGAACGGCAUAAGCGUGGCACUCCUUGGAGCGCCGAAUGCCGGAAAGAGCAGCCUGCUCAACCGUAUCGUCGGUAGAGACGCGGCAAUCGUCUCCCAAGAAGCCGGAACCACACGAGAUGUUGUCGAAGUCGGCGUUGAUUUGGGCGGGUGGCUUGUGAAGAUUGGGGACAUGGCUGGCUUGCGCAGAGCUGGUCUUGUAGGAGCAGAGGCUGUUGGUGCAGUUGAGCAAGAAGGCAUCAAGCGGGCCAAGCAGCGUGCGCUCGAGUCGGAUGUUCUGAUCGUCGUUCAAGACGCCACAGCCGAGACGGAUCCCGAAGUUAUGGAGACGGCCAAGAAGUGUGUAGAUCUUGGUGUCAACGUUGUCGUCGCCAUCAACAAGAUUGACCAACUCGACAACGUCGCUUUUCUAGAGCACACAUGGGCAAUGCGAAUGCAGUCCGAACUGGGCAUCUCAUCUGAUCGAGUCACCUUCAUCUCUUGCAAGGCAUCCGCAGCAGCAACGUCAUCAGAUCCUGGCCACAUCCAGAGUUUCCUGACCACCCUUCUCGACGUCUUCAAAAGCAUGACUGCCGCACUAGUGCCAGAGUCGGACCCCGACCCCGGACUUUGGCAAGAGUCCCUUGGCGCAACCGAGCGUCAACGUCUCUUACUCUCCGAAUGUCUCGGCCACCUGGAGACCUUCUUAACGACCGUUGACCCACAUUUGCUGGCGUCAGAGCCUUCUCCUACCGACCCGAACGAUGAGAUAGAUAUAGUUGUGGCUGCCGAAUCACUGCGCUCGGCUGCCGAAGCACUGGCUCGGAUUACCGGCCGUGGAGAGGGCGGCGACGUUGAAGAAGUUCUAGGUGUCGUAUUUGAGAAGUAA